UGGGGAGUCAGUGCAUGGACCUUGAAAUUGAUGUGAUGUGACCCCAACUCCUGGUUUGAGUGAGAACCGCUGAAGUUAAAUUCUGAAGUUAACAAUUUAUAAUGUUAUUUUUUUUUUUGAAAACCAGAAUGCUGGGAGGUACAACUAAUUCUAUUGAUGAUGAAAGCUUUUCCCUUUAUUACAGGUGGGCCGAUAGUUGUAGCAGCAGCAGCAUUCUGUUGCCACUGUGACCAAAGACGAUGUUUCUGUGGGUAGGAACUCGAGUCACAGAGGGAAGUAGCGACCAAAGAUCAAUCUACCAGAGGAUUCGUGACUUUGAGGUUCUGGACAGACGGAAGACGGUGACGGCACUGAGAGCUGGAGAGGACAGAGCCACCCUUCUGGGCGUUAGCAUGAUCCUGCUGUCUGUAAUGAUGUAUUUUGUACUGGGAAUCACUGUUCUACGUUCCUACUUUGACAGUUUAUGGACAGAGGAGGACACAUGUACAGUUGUGAACGCCACAAUUGUGUGGGAUGUGAACUGCUCGUACAGCUGUGGGGCAGAGUGUUGGAAGAGCUCCCGUUACCCAUGUCUUCAGGUCUUUGUCCGCCUCAACUCGUCAGAAAAGGUGGUGCGACUGUUGCACAAUGAGGACACACAGGACAACAAUCCUGAGUGUUUCUACAUCCCAAAGUGUCACAAGAACUACGCGUCUACGCGCGCCAUUGUUGAGGGCAUUUGUGAGCGCCUCAGGUCUCAGCACACACUUCACUGCUUUGUGGACCCAACCAACCAAACUGAGAGUGCCAUCCUGACCCAGUUUUACAGCCGAGUCGCUGUCUUCCACUCCCUGUUCUGGCCAACCUGCACUUUGGUUGGAGGAAGCGCCAUAAUCGCAAUGGUGAAGCUGACCCAAAACCUGUCCAUUAUGUCUGAGAGACUAAGUCGCAUCAACAGGUAAAGGGCAAAAAAACCACCAGUCGGAAGUUAGCUACCUUUACCAGGUGAGGACGCAGACGUUUUAUUGGGCCAAGACAAGAAACACGGCUCUGAGGGAUGUGGUCUCUGUGUAGACCAGUGGGACAUUUCAGUUUUUCUUGGUGCGACUCUUGUCUGAAGUGAUCAAAUCACAUGACCUGUCCCAAUCUCUUUGUUUUGGGACCAGCAGAGGUGGAAAGUACACCAUUCAGUGAGAAGAUCACGACCAAAUUGGAGCAUUAUAUCCAUCUUCUUCUCCAGCCUGACUCUCUUGCUCAAACACAACUUGUUUUCAUUUUGAACUGAUUACCAGUAGGGACAGCCUCUGAACUGUCUCCCUGCAAAAGAGACACCAAAGAAGUGUGUAAGAAGAGCUUAAAGGUAGACCUUAAGCAGCCACGGCAAACAACAUAUAUAGUUAUGGAUCCGUGUUGAAAUGCACAGUUGAAGACAUUCACAGCUGUUGCAGCUUGACACAGGGAUGAAUGGUUAAAGCUCACAAACACUGUGAAAUGACCAUUCCUUAAAGUUUUAAAAAAGCAGCAACAGAAUGUGAGAAGACAGAAGAAAGUCGUUUUUUGAUUACUCAGCAGUUUUCAGUUAGAUAUACAGAGCAGUACUUUCUUCGAGUGCCUGAAUAAGAGGAAACUACAGGUUCAUGUAUCAGAUGUUAAGAUUACUUGGUAAAUACUGAAGUUAUGCUGAAGUUUGAACUUAAAGGGAUUCCAUUUAUGAAAAUGUGGUUAUCCUGUUUGGAAUUUUGAGUGUGUGAUUAAACCAGGACAGCCUUUUAUAUUUUGUUUACUUCAGUUCUCACGUAAUUGCUGUAUCUUUGCCUUAAAGAUUUUAACCAAAAGAAUCAAUUUCAGAUGGGAUGGAGGUUAUCACACUUUUCUGACUACUUUUUGAAACUGCCGGCCUUAAAAGCCUAGAGACACUGGAACAUGGUAGAGACAGAAGGUAAUCCGUCCAUCUUCAGAGCCUGCCGAGUUCCUUUUGGGUCAUGGGGUUGCUGGAGCCAACCAAGCUGCUGUUGGGCGAAAGUAGGGUACAUCCUGGACAGGUUUCUAGUCUGAUACAGGGCCACAUACUCACAUGCACAUUUAGGGACAAUUUAAAGCAGGGGAGGGAUGGGCUCCUGCUGUUUUUUCAGAGAUCCUGCCUUAUCUGCUGCUGAUUACCUGGAUCAGGUGAGUUUGUCCAAUAAAGAGCUUCAAUGGCAGGUUGGUUGGAAAACAUUUAGAUCACCAGCCCUCAAGGCCUGGAUUUGGACUCUUUUAAUUUAGGUUUGCAGUUGAGUAUGAAGUAGCUGGGACAAGAAUCAGCGCCUCCAAGUCUGAGAACAAAGUGUGGUAUCGGCUACACUAAUCAAUCUGUGUCUCUUUCCACCUAAACAGUGAAGAGAAUGCAUGAAUAAAGUUUGUGGAAGAAUUUUGGUGAGAAUUUACAUCAA
This is a messenger RNA of Oryzias melastigma (Indian medaka), 2411 nucleotides long. Its product is annotated as calcium-activated potassium channel subunit beta-2. The record is from RefSeq and is a predicted model, not a curated record. The coding region runs from base 240 to 941 and encodes 233 amino acids. The transcript is spliced from 4 exons. Gene Ontology annotation, molecular function: potassium channel regulator activity; calcium-activated potassium channel activity. Gene Ontology annotation, cellular component: membrane; voltage-gated potassium channel complex. NCBI's taxonomy places the organism in Eukaryota, Metazoa, Chordata, Actinopteri, Beloniformes, Adrianichthyidae. Gene Ontology annotation, biological process: potassium ion transport; detection of calcium ion.